AGAUUUCUUGAAAAAAGAAUAAUCAGGAAAAGGAAGCGUGGAAACAUAUAAAGCGUUCCCUAAAUUCAGAUUGGAGGCAAUUUUGAAAAGCCAAUUGAAUAAUGGAGUUUGAUGCAUCUCCCAUUAAUCGGUGCUCCAAAGAUCAUGAGAAAAUCUAUCAACAAUGGUUCAGUUUAGCAGAUUCAGAUGGAGAUGGACGUCUCACCGGAGGUGAUGCCAUCAAGUUCUUUGCCACGUCUAAUUUGCCUCGCCAGGACCUCAAACAGGUGUGGGCAAUUGCAGAUUCCAAACGGCAAGGCUUUCUCGGUUUUAGAGAGUUUAUUGCUGCAAUGCAGUUAGUCUCUUUGGCACAAGCUGGCCACCCUGUAAGCAGUGAUCUCUUAAAUGCCGAAGUUGACUUUGAAAAUUUGCAACCCCCUAGCUUGGAAGGCCUGGAUUUACUUCAAAAUAAGAAAAAGCGUAUGCCUAAAAGUGAACUUGAGCAGAAUGGCAAUCCUACAGUGCAAUCUUCUGUUACAGCUAAUUGGUUUUCAUCAUCUACAUCUGUAAAGAAGGUCUCUUUAAGCUCUGUCACAUCGAUAGUUGAUGGACUGAAGAAGUUGUACAUCCAGAAACUAAAGCCACUGGAAGCAGCAUAUCGCUUUAAUGAUUUUGUUUCUCCAUUACUGACAAAUAGUGAUUUUGAUGCCAAGCCAAUGGUGAUGCUUUUGGGUCAAUACUCAACAGGAAAAACUACAUUCAUUAAGCAUUUACUUAGAACCAGUUAUCCAGGUGCUCACAUUGGACCAGAGCCUACAACAGACAGAUUUGUGGUUGUCAUGAAUGGACCCGACGAAAGAAGUAUUCCAGGGAACACAAUCGCAGUUCAAGCAAAUAUGCCAUUUAGCGGUUUGACAACUUUUGGAACUGCAUUUUUGUCAAAGUUUGAGUGUUCUCAAAUGCCGCAUCCUCUGUUGGAGCACAUCACAUUUGUGGAUACUCCUGGAGUUCUAUCAGGCGAAAAGCAACGAACACAAAGGAGCUAUGAUUUUACGGGAGUGACGUCUUGGUUUGCUUCUAAGUGUGAUCUCAUUCUGCUUUUGUUUGAUCCUCACAAACUUGAUAUAAGUGAUGAAUUCAAACGUGUGAUUGCGUCUCUUCGAGGCCAUGAUGAUAAGAUACGGGUGGUUUUGAACAAGGCUGACCAAGUUGAUACUCAACAACUUAUGAGGGUUUAUGGAGCAUUGAUGUGGUCCCUAGGGAAGGUUCUAAAUACCCCUGAAGUUGCACGUGUCUACAUAGGAUCAUUUAAUGACAAACCAAUAAAUGAGGCUGCUAUAGGGCCAAUUGGAAAAGAACUUUUUGAGAAGGAACAAGAUGAUCUCCUUACAGACUUGAAAGACAUACCAAAGAAGGCUUGUGAUCGUCGUAUAAAUGAAUUUGUAAAACGUGCUAGAGCUGCCAAGAUACAUUCUUACAUUAUCAGUCACUUGAAAAAGGAGAUGCCUGCUAUGAUGGGCAAAGCCAAGACCCAGCAAAAACUUAUUGAUAACUUGGAAGAUCAAUUUAUGAAGGUUCAAAAGGAACACCAUCUGCCAGCUGGGGAUUUCCCUAACGUCGAACAAUUCAGGGAAGUUCUGAGUGGUUAUAACAUUGAUAAGUUUGAGAAGUUGAAGCCCAAAUUGAUACAAUCCGUCGAUGACAUGCUUGGUUAUGACAUCCCUGAACUUCUCAAGAAUUUCAGAAAUCCUUACGAUUGACGAGGCCCAGAGCUGAUAUAGUGUAGAGAAAUUGCUGGCAGACAUGAUGUUUAUUAUAGUAUGUAUCUUGUAUUCUCAUUCUUACUCCCACAUUGAGACAAGGGCCCUAAUAGUGACUAGUGAGUACUGAAGUGAUGUUUUCAUUUGGUAAGUAUGGCUGCAUGUAAAUAUGCAUUAAGAAUUCUACAUCCGGGAAGAUCUUUACUUUUGUAUUUUUCUCAUGAGUAAUUUUAAAUCGACAAUUUGGAA
Solanum dulcamara is the source of this 1988-nucleotide messenger RNA. RefSeq names its product EH domain-containing protein 1-like. The transcript has 16 exons. The coding region runs from base 102 to 1739 and encodes 545 amino acids. Lineage: Eukaryota; Viridiplantae; Streptophyta; Magnoliopsida; Solanales; Solanaceae. Gene Ontology annotation, molecular function: protein binding; calcium ion binding; GTP binding. Gene Ontology annotation, cellular component: intracellular membrane-bounded organelle; plasma membrane; cytoplasm. Gene Ontology annotation, biological process: endosomal transport; endocytosis. The record is from RefSeq and is a predicted model, not a curated record.